Messenger RNA from Neomonachus schauinslandi (Hawaiian monk seal), 1865 nucleotides. It is a transcript of the gene MARCHF9, whose product is annotated as membrane associated ring-CH-type finger 9. The record is from RefSeq and is a predicted model, not a curated record. Gene Ontology annotation, biological process: protein ubiquitination. Gene Ontology annotation, molecular function: zinc ion binding; ubiquitin-protein transferase activity. Lineage: Eukaryota; Metazoa; Chordata; Mammalia; Carnivora; Phocidae.
CCCGGACGAUGCUCAAGUCUCGGCUCCGCAUGUUUCUGAACGAGCUGAAGCUGCUGGUGCUGACGGGCGGGGGGCGGCCCCGGGCCGAGCCGCAGCCCCGGGGGGGGCGGGGAGGCGGCUGCGGCUGGGCGCCCUUCGCCGGCUGCUCGACCCGGGACGGCGACGGCGACGAAGAGGAGUACUACGGGUCGGAGCCGCGGGCCCGGGGCCUGGCCGGCGACAAGGAGCCGCGGGCCGGACCCCCGCCGCCGCCCGCGCCGCCGCCGCCGCCUCCGGGCGCGCUGGACGCCCUGUCGCUCAGCAGCAGCCUGGACAGCGGGCUCCGAACCCCCCAGUGCCGAAUCUGCUUCCAGGGUCCGGAGCAGGGGGAGCUCCUGAGCCCCUGCCGCUGCGACGGCUCAGUGCGCUGCACACACCAGCCCUGCCUCAUCCGCUGGAUUAGUGAGAGGGGCUCCUGGAGCUGUGAGCUCUGCUACUUCAAAUACCAGGUCCUGGCGAUCAGCACCAAGAACCCGCUGCAGUGGCAGGCCAUCUCCCUGACGGUCAUCGAGAAGGUCCAGAUCGCAGCCAUAGUCCUGGGCUCGCUCUUCCUCGUCGCCAGCAUCUCCUGGCUUGUCUGGUCCUCACUCAGCCCUUCAGCCAAGUGGCAACGGCAGGAUCUGCUCUUUCAGAUCUGCUACGGCAUGUACGGCUUCAUGGAUGUCGUCUGCAUAGGCCUCAUCGUCCACGAAGGCUCCUCCGUCUACCGCAUCUUCAAGCGCUGGCAGGCAGUGAACCAGCAGUGGAAGGUCCUGAAUUAUGACAAGACCAAGGACAUAGGAGGAGAUGCAGGGGGAGGGACGGCAGGGAAGCCGGGCCCCAGGACCUCACGGACGGGCCCCCUCUCUGGGGCUACCAGCCGCCCCCCGGCUGCCCAGCGCAUGCGGACGCUCUUGCCUCAGCGCUGUGGUUACACAAUCCUGCACCUCCUUGGACAGCUGCGGCCACCAGAUGCCCGUUCCAGUUCCCAUUCUGGCCGAGAGGUUGUCAUGAGGGUCACCACGGUCUGAAACUGAAUUCCAGGAGCAGGGAUCUUGAGUCGAUGCAUCGGCCAGAGAUAACCUGUCAUGGCUGCUGGAGGUACCACCUGGACAAGGUGUUUGGGGCACACUGCCCCCACCACUGAGGAUCUCUGUGGGCAGCCUCAAGCUGGAGACAUUGUCUGGCCUCUACUACCCACUGGGUGGAGACACCUGGAUGACAUUCCAGUCCCCACCGAUAGCUCCUCACACUCAUCCUGGGGCAGCCAGUGGGCAGGUGGGGAGAGCACCUUUUCUUCCCUAGAGAACCGUCCUUACCUCAGCUCCUAGGGCCUCCAGCCCCCCAGCUCCACCAUGGUGACUUGGUGAAGGGGGACCAGUGCCAGAAGAAAGGGGUUGUAGACCCCCCAUUCCCCACCCCAUGGCCACAGGGCAGCUGGCAAUAAGACUAGUAUACAUUGACCUCCCGUUCCCUGCAUGAGGGCGGGGGGACCUCCCCCUGCUCCACCCCCCAUUGCAUGGGGGGAGGGCAUAAAGAAUCAUUUAUAUGCACGUGGAGACUCCUUUCUCAUCUGGGGCUUUUCUGGAGGGUUGGGAGGUGUGGGGAGGUUUCUCUGCAGGGGUUGCAAAUCCCAAAUGCAGCAGUGGGUUCUGAGCUGGAGGUGUGACUCCCACUUGCUGGCGAAUAAUUCACAGUGGCUGCUAGGUGGCAGUGCUCAGAGGUAUCUAAGGGGUGGACCUGCCACCUGCAAGUUGUAUGAUUUAGAAGAAAAAAAAAAAUCUCUCCGCCGUGGUUUUCCUGUCUACCUCAUAGGGUUGGAAUGAGGAUAAAUGAGGGACAGGUUG